AUGGGCAAUUCAACCAUAUGCAGUUCCUGCCUGGAACACUUUACGUUUGCACGACCAGAUGUGGUAGAAGAAAUCAGGGGGCUGAAAAAGGAAAGUGUGGAACGUGCCGUGGAAGCUGGAUAUGGCGAUGAUGAUCUGAAAAGUCUGCACAAAGACCUACGAGACUAUGAAGCAGAAACCAAUUCCAUCCCCGCCGGAUCCCGUGCACCAUACCCAUGGGCUUCAGGUCUGAACGUGCCCCAAUUAUGGAUACAUCUGCAGAUAUGGGACAACGAGCAUUCGCGCUCUUUGGCACAAUUACACGAAUCCGUCAAGUCUUCAGGUUGUCACCUUUGCCGCUCAUUUUGCAAAAUGAUAGAAUAUGCCUCUGGGGAUGAUGUUCCAGAGUCGGCAAAAAUCACGACCGCCUUAUCUUGUGACAGCGCGGGUACAGAACGUCUUCGUCUCCAAUUCGCUGUUCACACAGAUCAAUCAUACCACGAUGGUAAUGAUGUCGUGAUAGGCAACUUUGAGUGCAGGAGAAUAGGUGUCUACAAUUGUAAGAGGCCCUUGUUGCAAUUUCAUAUGCUUUUCUCGCCGCUAACAGGCAAAACAAUAGCGGAUCUAUAUAUACAGGAUGAGGAACCAUUUGACUCUUUGCCAAGCACGGAUAGCUGCGUUGAGUUCUUGUCUCGCAACCUUGACUCAUGCAUCAAGAAUCAUCCCGAGUGUUCUUCCGGACAAACAGCUGGCUGGCUACCAGCGCGGCUCUUGGAAGUGCGGUCGGCUGAUGGUGACAACGACUGUGUUUUCCUUGUUGAGAAAGACACCAUCCAAGCCUCGGGGGAUCAGAAACCCCAAUACCUUACUCUAAGUCAUGUUUGGGGAUCAUUGAAGCCAUUGUGCCUUAUCCGGGAUAAUUACGACUCGCUAAAGAGCGGGAUCGAGACCCAUCAACUACCCCAAUGUUACAGAGAUGCAGUUUUUCUUGCGCGGAAACUCGCUAUAUCCCACAUUUGGAUUGACUCCUUCUGCAUUAUCCAAGACUCCCCCGAGGACUGGGAGCGUGAGGCGAUGACCAUGGACAAAGUCUAUGCCAAUGGGAUAUGCAAUAUCGCGGCAUGCGACGGCACUGACUCUUCACCCGGCCUCUUUGCGGAUCCUGAAUCGAUACCCCAUCCCAGAAUCUCUUUCAAAACACAGUAUACCAAUAGCGCUGUCGAAUUCGAAGUUGUGCCAAUAUGGAUGGACUUCAUGCGCAAGUAUUCUCCAUUAUACAAACGGGGAUGGUAUGUCCAGGAGAGGUUUCUCAGCACGCGCAUGAUGCACCUCACCAAAAUUCCUAUCUGGGAGUGUCGAAAGACCGUCAUUGCAGAAGGGUGUAGCGAGUCAGCGGCACCCCCUCUGAUGAAAUCAUCAGCGUCUGAAAGAGAGUUGAUGUGGUCUGACGAGCAAGACUUAGGUUUCAACUUUGCUCGAUGGAGAAAGAUUGUCACGGUCUACUGUCAAUGCGAACUUACUUUUCCUAAGGAUAAACUGAUAGCAAUGAGUGGGCUUGCGAAGGCAUUUUCCAGCCUGCUCAAGGAGGAUUAUUGUGCUGGUAUAUGGGGUGGUGAGCUGCUUGUUCCUUGCCUUCUUUGGAGAACUUUCCAUCCGUCUACGCCCUCUACAGAGUACUUAGCACCUUCGUGGUCUUGGGCCUGUCGUAAAGGACCUACCGUUCAAUCACCUGGUGCGAUUUUAAAGGUCUUUAUCCGCGACGCAUCAUUUUCGGCUGUGCCAAAGAGCAGUGAUAUCUUUGGUCAGCUCAUAUCAGCGGAACUCACGCUAACAGGGAAACCUCUUGAAAUCCCAGAGUUCACCACCUGGCUCCACCGGGUCAGGUACAAGAUGCAGUCUACCUUCGAUCGCGAACCUCACGUGGAGUCAAAUAAGCAAGUCUACUUCCUACCACUUGCACAUCUCUCCCAUGUUUACAGUGAAAGAAUGAAGGUUGCGUAUAUUGAAGGUCUGUUCAUCCAAGUGGCCUCUCGACGCCCUGAGACAGGUCCGACCGCCUUUAAGCGUGUCGGGUUUGGUCAAACGAGAGAAGCUGGAGACGGCGGCAUGAACGAGCACCCUCGGUAUGAUGAAAUUUGUGAUGACAUAUUUGGUACCCCCCUUUUGGAACUAGAGAAAGAUCUGGAAACAAUCAUCCUCGUCUAG
This is a messenger RNA of Clonostachys solani, 2184 nucleotides long. Lineage: Eukaryota; Fungi; Ascomycota; Sordariomycetes; Hypocreales; Bionectriaceae. The record is from the annotation of a GenBank genome assembly.